UUCAAAAACGUGCGUGUGAGUCUGUGUAAUGUUAGCGUGAGGGAAGGAAGGCAGGGGAUGCAGACGGUUCCCGGAGACGGAGCGGCCACGUUUAGUCAGCCAGUCUCAGGUCACGUCGCUGCCCUCUGGGGUUGACCUCUGUCUGGAAAAAAAACAACCUGGAAGAACUAAAACGGGAUUUCUGGAAAACUGACUUGAGGAAAGAAGUCGGAGCGCAGCACCUCCUCCUCCCGCUUCUCCUCCUGCUGCUGCUUUUGCUUGAAAAAGAGAGAACUGAGACGGGAGAAUGACAGAUGUUUUUAAUUUGUACCUUCACAAAGAGGAGGCAGAGGUGGAGGUUUGGGUGCCAGAGUGACAACGAUGGGGCGACGGUGAAGAUUUAUAGAUUUAAUUGUACUGUUAGUGCUCUUUUAGUUUUUGUUGAGGGGAAGAUGAAAAGCUCAGACUAGAGGAGGGAGGGAGAGCAAGGAGUCAGAGAUUAGAGGAGGAAGGAGAGACAAGUAAACACACCUCAGAUGGAAUCAUGGGAUUGAUGAUCUAACGCCAUUUCUGUGCUCACAUUUGCUCCAAAAAGUGACCUUCCUGGAAUGAAUGAGGAGCUAAUCUGACUUCUUGCUCCUCUGUGAAAAUCAUGGCGAGCACUCCGACAGAAAGCCCCACCAUGGAGGUGAAGGGGGUCCCUCAGGAGAUGGCGCUGCUCAGCAAUUUACUGGCAGCGUACACCUUCAUUGCAGACCAACCUGAGAGGACAGCCCUGGUGUUUCUCGGCGGUGUGUGUGCUGGCCUUCUAGUCACGCUGUGCGCCAUCGUCUUCCAGAUCCACUGUCGUGCCGACUGCCACUACGGCAACAGCAAUGAUCUUCAUCAGCGUCACAAGAGCAAGCGGCAUCAACGCCACAGGCACAGCUGCAUCUCAAAUCCUCAUGGUGACGGUAACCCCGUCAACGCUUGUGCUGUUGUGACCUCCGGAGGAAUUGGAGCUACCGGAGACAGUCAGCAGGACGACAUGGACGACACAUCUGAUCUUUCAGCGAGGAGACGCAGACGCUUCGAGAGGGCUCUGGUGCAGGCCACCAUGUUUACAUCCUCUGAGGAGCUGGACCGUGCUCAGCGACUAGAAGAACGAGAACGCAUCCUCCGGGAGAUCUGGAUGAACGGACAACCAGAAAUCAAUACAGUCACUCAAAGCCUCAACAGAUACUACUGAUGCUGCAGUAAACUGAGAGACAAACAGAGGCUGAGAUGAAGACACACUGGAAAGAUGGAACCGGGACAGGAGAUCAAACCGGAGCAUAAACAUGAACCCUGAGUUCACCUGGAAGAUGUGCUGACAGUUUGCACUAAAUAAACUCCUGUCAAGCUGUUGCUGUCAGGUUUACAUAAAACAGCCUUUUUACGUAGUGAAUAAAUGAUGCGAUGGCCCCAUCUUCCACACCCCACGGGUGAGAAGAAGAAGUCCAGAAAAGAGAUGAUGACACAAAGGGAUCUACAGAGACUGCUUUAGAAUAAUUCAAAUAUCAGUAACAAAGAAAGUUACUGAAGAACUUUUACAUGUUGGGAUGCUUUUUAGACCAGCAACUCAUAAGUGAACUGUUAAAAAAUGACUUAUAGGACAGUGUUGCACUUUUUAUUUUCUCCUUCAUUGUUUGCACCCCUUCCAGUAUUUUUUUUGUUGAAAAUGGGAAACUUAAAUGUAGAGAGGAACAAGAAAUUAAUGCAGGAAAGAUGAUAAUACAUUUUUUCUUUAAGAAAAUGACCACAGAAAUUUUACAGCAAAACGGCGGAGCAUAAUGGUUGUUUUUCUGAAUCUCCUGUGAGAGAUUGCACACUGAUGCAAACAAGAAUAGGAUACAACUUAUAAAGUCUUUCUAUUCUGUUUUAGAUUGGUUUUAUUUUGUUUUGGUGGAUUAAUUAAGUUAAUAAACUUUAACUCCAAUUAUUUGGGUUUAUUUAUUUAUUUGUUUGAAUGUCUUUAAUACCAAACAUCCAUAAAUUCUUCAAUUUAGUUUGUUACUUCUCUGAAUAUAAAGUCCAAGGCAGGAAGGUGACAGCAAUAUUGAGUAGUUUGUAUUGAUGAGCCACUCUCACAAUCAAAGAACUGAGUUUUUUUUUUCAUGAACACUUGUUAAACAUUUUUUUUUUAAAAAGUUGCAAACACCAAUAUCACACAUCAAAAC
Oryzias melastigma (Indian medaka) is the source of this 2177-nucleotide messenger RNA. RefSeq names its product eva-1 homolog A (C. elegans) (gene eva1ab). The transcript has 4 exons. The record is from RefSeq and is a predicted model, not a curated record. Lineage: Eukaryota; Metazoa; Chordata; Actinopteri; Beloniformes; Adrianichthyidae. Bases 632 to 1207 code for a protein of 191 amino acids.